AUGCAGCAAAACAACAACAACAACAAAAACCCAUCAAUCUCACUCCACAACACUCACGUCAAGCUACUAGCCUUCGACCUCCUAACCCUAACCCCACCACCCUCCCCAGACCAACCCUUCACCCGCAAAUCCAUCCCCAUCACACGCCUCGAAGCCGUAGGAACCAUCACCCUCCGCGAUCACAAACCCUCUAAAUUCCUCCGUUUCGCUGUCGACGAUGGAACCGGUUGCAUCCCCUGUAUCCUCUGGCUUAACCACUUGACUUCCCCUCACCCGGCUCGCCGUCGGAGUCCGCAGGAUCUUUGCCUUCUCGCCGACGCCGCCGCGAGAUCUGCGGAAGUAGUGAAGGUUGGGGCUGUUGCUAGGGUUAGGGGGAGAGUUACGGCGUUUAAGGGGAGUGUUCAGAUUACUGUGACGGAUGUUGUUGGUGAAAGGGAUCCUAAUGCGGAGAUUUUGCAUUGGGUUGAUUGUGUUAAGUUGGCUCGUAACUGUUAUAAUCUUGUUACUCUUUCUUCUUCUUAAGAUUCUCUACCACCUUAAACAACGUUGUUGUUGUUAUUGUUAGGAAUCGUUAGUGUACUUUUGAUUUGUGUUUUAAGAAAAAGUUACAUUACCAAUGUGUUAUGUUGACUUGUUGUAAGAGGGAACAAAGAUUUUGGAGAUAUAAGUCACAUGAUAAUUCACUCUCCAUGUAAAAAUUAUCGUUAUUCAUUUUUAAGGGGGCAAAUACGUUUUUAUGAUAACAAAAUAUUUUUUU
This is a messenger RNA of Lathyrus oleraceus (garden pea), 757 nucleotides long. Its product is annotated as CST complex subunit STN1. The transcript has a single exon. Lineage: Eukaryota; Viridiplantae; Streptophyta; Magnoliopsida; Fabales; Fabaceae. The record is from RefSeq and is a predicted model, not a curated record. Gene Ontology annotation, molecular function: nucleic acid binding. The coding region runs from base 1 to 522 and encodes 173 amino acids.